AUGGAGGCAGGCAUCCAAGGCAAACGCUCAGUGGAUGUGCUCAUAGAACGGCCGUGCCGUACUGCUCCAGAUAUCCUAGGCGAUCAUGACUCUGACAAGGCAAAGGCGUUCCUCCAUAAUGAGUGUCGUGUGUUGGUGGUGGGCGCAGGUGGACUAGGUUGCGAGAUUCUCACAAAUCUAGCACUCUCUGGUUUCCGCGACAUUCAUGUCAUUGACAUGGACACGAUUGACAUAUCGAAUUUGAACCGGCAGUUCUUGUUCCGCGACAAAGACGUCGGCCAGCCCAAGGCGACCACAGCUGCCGCCUUUGUCCAGUCACGAGUGCCUGGUGUCAAAAUCACAUCUCAUGUUUGCCGUAUUCAGGAAAAGGAUGACGAAUUCUAUAUGCAAUUUCGCAUGGUGAUUUGUGGACUAGAUUCGGUCGAGGCGCGCAGGUGGAUCAAUGCUACCUUGAUUCGCUUGGUGGAUGACCAGAACCCCGCCUCACUAAAGCCGCUUAUUGAUGGUGGUUCAGAAGGUCUCAAAGGUCAAGCGCGCGUCAUUCUCCCCACAAUUACCAGCUGCUAUGAAUGCAGCCUAGAUAUGCUCCCCAAGCGGACAACCUUCCCUAUAUGCACAAUUGCCAAUACACCGCGACUCCCAGAGCACUGCAUUGAGUGGGCUAGUGUGCUUGAGUGGCCCCGAGUGCAUGCGGGAAAGAAACUCGACAAGGACGAUCCUGAACAUGUCCAAUGGGUCCUUGACACGGCUCUGGCGCGCGCUGAAAAAUUUCAGAUCUCUGGUAUUACCUGGUCACUCACGCAAGGCGUCAUCAAGAACAUCAUACCCGCGAUUGCAAGCACGAAUGCUAUCAUUUCAGCUGCAUGCACGCAAGAAGCCUUCAAGAUUGCUACAUCUGCCGCGCCUUACUUGAACAACUACAUGAUGUAUGCUGGUAAUGAAGGCGUCUAUACAUUUACAUUCGAGUACGAAAAGCGUGCUGACUGCCCCGUGUGUGGUGGUGAGUCUCGUUCUAUCCAUAUUAGACCGGAUGACUCGCUUGCACACCUGGUUGCCAUGUUGCACGAUUUACCUGAUAUUCAGUGCAAACGUCCUACUAUUUCUGGCCCAUCUGGCCCAUUGUACUACUCAACACCAGAUGCGCUUGAGAAAGCAACGCGUCCGAAUUUAGAUCGUUGUAUGACGGAACUAGGCAUACAGCAGGGUGAUGUGCUCACAGUGGCAGACGGACAAUGGCCUUUUGUCCUGACGUUGGAAAUUUUGUACACAUAG
This is a messenger RNA of Malassezia restricta, 1272 nucleotides long. RefSeq names its product ubiquitin-activating enzyme E1 C. Gene Ontology annotation, molecular function: NEDD8 activating enzyme activity. The transcript is spliced from 2 exons. Gene Ontology annotation, biological process: protein neddylation. The record is from RefSeq and is a predicted model, not a curated record. The coding region runs from base 1 to 1272 and encodes 423 amino acids. Lineage: Eukaryota; Fungi; Basidiomycota; Malasseziomycetes; Malasseziales; Malasseziaceae. Gene Ontology annotation, cellular component: nucleus; cytoplasm.